AUGGCAACACAACCUACCGCCUCGUCCGUUCUUGUUCGCCAGGCCUCUUCCUCGUUAGAUCUCGCAGCGGUAGUCGAAUGCUUUAAAGAGUACACUGCAUGGCUUGACGAAGAUUUGACUCACCAGAAUUACACUGCCGAGCUAAACGGGCUGCCCGGAAAAUAUGCAGCGCCCACCGGGGCCCUUCUCCUCGCCGUGGAUGCCACAACAGACACGGUUCUCGGCUGCAUUGCUCUGAGGCCUAUAGGCUUUGAGUCUGUCUAUCUUGAAUCGCGACCUGCAGGGCUACGCUACUGCGAACUCAAACGACUUUUUGUGUAUCCGGAGGCCCGUGGGAGACAAGUAGCCAGGACUUUGCUAGUAGAGGCAGUGAGAUGUGCCCAAGCCGCGGGCUAUGACGAGAUGCUGCUCGACACACUGUCAAAGAUGACUGCCGCCAUCAGCCUGUACAAGUCUGAAGGAUUUGCGGAAACAGAGCCGUAUAAUUCGAUCUCGAGAUGGGCGGCGUCUCCCCACUCCUCCAAAGACACCAACCCGAUCAGCGGCGACGAGGCGCGGCUGCUCGUCACCAACUCUCGUGCUCAUACUUUUUUGCCUUGGCCGGGCUCGAGCCUGUCUUCUUCUUCGUCCAUGGGCGCGACGCCGCCCCUAUCAAUUGAGCCAUGGGAGACGAUUGUUGCCAUCCAGUAUGUUGAUAAACAACCAAACCCAAGCCACCACAAGUCGUGCUUCCUCUCCUCCUUGUCCCGUCUCCGUCUCCGUCCCCUCGUCCUUGCUCUUCCUUGCUCUUCCUUGCUCCUCCUUCACCGUCAUCUGGCUCUGCCGUCUCUGUUUCUUCCUCUCCUGCAACUCGACUAA
Trichoderma aggressivum f. europaeum is the source of this 858-nucleotide messenger RNA. RefSeq lists its product as uncharacterized. Gene Ontology annotation, molecular function: acyltransferase activity, transferring groups other than amino-acyl groups. The record is from RefSeq and is a predicted model, not a curated record. The transcript is spliced from 2 exons. NCBI's taxonomy places the organism in Eukaryota, Fungi, Ascomycota, Sordariomycetes, Hypocreales, Hypocreaceae. Bases 1 to 858 code for a protein of 285 amino acids.